GUGUGGGAGGCUGGGAGGGAAAGUUCCCGGCAGCAAGUUGGUUGGACUAGGGGGGUCGGUGAUAUACGUUUGUCCAGUGGAUUGGCCAAGUCACAGGAAGCCGGCAGUGUGGCUGAAGGGGGAGGGCAUCACACAAAGACUUGGUGAUUCCUGGCAGUCCCUGUUACUUAGGGAAGAGACCGGAAAGAGGCUUCAGCAAAGAGCGAAAAAUCUCCCAAUCCCUGGGCAACUGAAGUUCUGAGCUGCGGCCCUUCGUGAAAGCGUGUGGAAGUCCGGGUAGCAAGCUUUUGAGUUCUACCACGUAGGCUAGCGGCCUGUGGGAAACUCGGACCUCAAGCACAUGCGGAUGACCCGGAGUGUGGACAGUGUCCAGUUCCUGCCCUUUCUCACCACGGACGUCAACAACCUGAGCUGGCUGAGUUAUGGGGCCCUGAAGGGAAACUGGACGCUAAUCGUCGUCAACGCCGUGGGUGCUGUGCUUCAGACCCUGUAUAUCUUGGUGUAUCUGCACUACUGCCAUCGGAAGCAUGCUGUGCUCCUUCAGACUGCAACCCUGCUGGGGGUCCUUGUCCUGGGUUUUGGCUACUUUUGGCUCCUGGUGCCCGACACUGAGACCCGGCUUCAGCAGCUGGGCCUCUUCUGCAGUGUCUUCACCAUCAGUAUGUACCUCUCACCACUAGCUGACUUGGCCAAGGUCAUUCGUACUAAAUCGACCCAACGUCUCUCCUUUUCACUCACCAUUGCCACCCUCCUCACCUCUGCCUCCUGGACGUUCUAUGGGUUUCGACUAAAAGAUCCCUACAUUGUGGUGCCCAACCUUCCAGGAAUCCUCACCAGCUUCAUUCGCUUCUGGCUUUUCUGGAAAUACCCCCAGGAGCAAGACAGGAACUAUCAACUUCUACAAACCUGAGGGAGUUCACCUGACCACUGGGCACCUUAAUGCCAACAUACUACCAAAGAAACCUUGUUUCAGCUCUUCCUGCUGGUCACCUCCACUGGUGAAGUGCGUUGUGGUAAAGGAAAAGAACUGCUUUGAGAAUCCAGGGACUAAAGAAAGGGCUUUACUUAGAAGACUGGAUGGAACCUGGGAGAUGAAUCACUUUUUUUUUUUUUCAAGAUUUUAUUUUUUAAUUUGGGAGGUCGGGGGAAAUCUUUAGAAUGUGCCUUAAAAUAAACUGUUCCCUACCCCUUGCC
Lagenorhynchus albirostris (white-beaked dolphin) is the source of this 1194-nucleotide messenger RNA. RefSeq names its product solute carrier family 50 member 1 (gene SLC50A1). Gene Ontology annotation, cellular component: membrane. Lineage: Eukaryota; Metazoa; Chordata; Mammalia; Artiodactyla; Delphinidae. The coding region runs from base 341 to 910 and encodes 189 amino acids. Gene Ontology annotation, molecular function: sugar transmembrane transporter activity. The record is from RefSeq and is a predicted model, not a curated record. Gene Ontology annotation, biological process: carbohydrate transport. The transcript is spliced from 6 exons.